GUCAGUCAGUCUUCGGUACCUCGUUGGCCCAAGACAGCCUCGACAACCUCUGAGGGCGUUCCUAUAGUGUCUGCAAGAACUUAAGUGUGUCCCAAGUUUGGAAAGUUUCGUUUAGUCGGUGCAACAUCUGAGGUCAUAUGCCGGAGAUUGACAGAAGGGGAAGGAAUUAUAGGAGAAGAGUGUGUCCCAAAGGCUUUCGAAUUGAUACGGAAUUUCCACGUCGGUAAAUCAGUCUUCUGCCCUGAAUUGCCCAAGACUUAAGCUUCAAAAACCUUCUGACUACGCUCGCAAAGUGUCUUCAAGGACUUAGGGGUUUCCCAGAGGCUUCCCAAGUGAUUCAGAACAUCCACGACUUUUCUUCACAGGUGCAGAGAAUAUUAUCAGACCUCGCUGUCGAAUUCCUAAACCUUAAACACUUCUGAAUGCGAUCCUAAAGUGUUAACAAGAAUCUAAGAGCUUACCCAAGGCUUUACAAGUGGUUCAGAACAUCCACGACUUUUGUUUCCCGGUACAAAGAACAUUAUCAGAAUACACCAAGUAACUUUUUUUCCUUCAUUUUUAACCAUUUUCCUAGCACAAAGAAUAAAAAAAGGACAUUCCUAGUACAUAAAUAAUAGAUUGUCAACAUUCUCCAGUGUCCCAGUCCCUUAGGUGUCCAUUUCCAGCUUCUCCCCAAUACGAAAAAAAAAAAAAAAAUGUCCCCAAUAACAUAAUAAUAUAUUCCCAACAUUCCCCAAAAGAAAGAAAGGAAGGAAAGGAAGAGGAAAAGUUGGAAAGUUUCGUUUAGUCGGCGCAACAUCUGUGGUCAUAUGCCGGAGAGAGACAGAAGGGGAAGGAACUAGAUAAAGCGAAGUGGUAGAAAACUAAGUCAAACGUAGAGAAAAAGAGAGAAGGAAGAAAAGGAAGAGGAAGCAAAGAGGAAAGAAUAAGACUGAAAACCGGGAGAAACGUGAAGAAAACGUAGAGAAAAGGAAAGAAGGGAGAAAGAGGAGGAGGCCGAGAGGAGAUAACAAGACAUAAAAAAGGUCAAAUCGUGAACCAAACGAAGAAAAAGGAAACUAAAAAGGAGGAGUGGAAGAAGAGAACUACUUGAGGAAAAAACGUUGCAGUGAACAAUAACAGAAGAUGAGGAUAAGGAUGCUUCUGGUAACGAUGAUGCUGAUGGUGAUGAUACCGAUGGCGGGGACUCAGGCACACGCAGAGGUUAUCCCGCAGCCACGACUACACGACACAGAGGGUGGACAAAGCGAGAAAAACGACCCUUCCUUCAACCCUUCACGACACUCUAAACGAAGUGUUCUCGACAGCCUUCUGGAACUUGGCCUGAGACACGAGGACGAGCAGACAGAGGACGAGGACGGGGAGGAGGACCAUGCACCCAAGAACAAGGACAAAGGUGGUAAAGACGAGAUAUCCCACAAUGAAAAGAACGAUGAGAAGGAAAAAAAUGGAAUCGAGAACAAGGAUGAGAUCGGUGAGCCAUUUCCUGAAGACGCAGAGGCAAUAAGCAUCAUCGAAGACGGUCUCGGAGUCCUGAAAGAGGUAAGGCCGGCCCUUCACACCCUCCUGACGCAGCUACAAGGGGAUGAGGGCACCGCGGACCUCUCUAACACCAAUUCCACUCCGGCAAAGGACCGCCAGAAACCUCCCUUGGUGGACUUCCUCGAUGGACUCAGAACGAAUGCUUGGGAACACUUCCGGGAUAUGACCGAAGGAUAUCUGAGUCUCCUGGACGCGGAGUAUGCGGCGCAGGGCUUGCAGGAUCGCCUCCCGUUGAGUCUGAUCCGCUCUGUCCUUCAGGCGGGUGACACGGCAAACCUCCUGCGGGUCUUUAGCGGGAAACUCGAUCCUAGCCUCUUGGAGUUCCUCAAGGAGAGAGUUAGACCGAUGAUGUCCUCAGUGUCUGUGGCUGGAAGGAACGUGACCAGCAUUGCGGUCGACUUUGAGGGAAACUAUGUCUCUCAGCUGAUGGGGUUCCUGAAGGAGAAGGUUGGACCGGUGCUGUUCUCCCUGACCGAGGAUGGAAGGAGCAUAACCAGCCUUGGAUCCAUCUUCGGGCUGAACCCUAAGGUCAUGGGGUUCCUAAAGGAGGGAUUGGAACCGCUGCUAUUUUCCCUGACUGAAGCGGGGAGGGAAAUCAGCAGCCUUGGAGACACCUUGAGGAUUUCAGUUAUCCGCAUGGCACGAGCGGCGGUCCACCAUUUCAUCGAACACGUCCUUUGGGUGACGCAACACACCGUGACGAAGGAUGAACUGCUGAAGUACCGCGAUGACCUGCGACUCAAGGUUCCUCUAGCGGCUGCCGGUCUGGAUAUCCUCCUGGGGAACUCCUCCACGACACCAGAAGCAAGAUCCCACGGGGGCUAUGGCGGUGGUGGGUAUGGCGGCUAUGGGAGCUACGAUGGGUAUGGCUACGGGGGUCAUGGUGGGUAUGGUGUUUAUCUUGAUCCUUACUUACUCUUAGCGGGCAUAGGAGCUGCGGCCCUGCUUGCCUACCUCGCCUACAGGGUCUUCAUAGCUACGACGACCAUGGCGGGAGCGGGCCGACGACGAAGGGACGACCAUCUUGACAACACUGAUCUACCGGAGGCUUUGAAGGGUGUAGAAUGGACCCUUAAUAACGACUACUACUUCAGGGGUGACUUUGGGAGGUCGUUGGGGAUUACAGACGACUUGGACGACCUGGCGGAGGCUCUGAAUGCUCUCUGGCGGCAACGACAAGACGACCCGCGCUGUGUGUCGUGUUGGGUCACCCGCUACGCCGCGAGGUCACAGUCUUCCUCACGACCACCCCUCGCCCCUCUGCUGGUGUCAGUGAUGGCACACCUGAUUGGCGCCCCGAGGUCAGGUCAGCUAAUGGACGAGGUCACUGUACAGGCGCUGGAGGGUCGACCCGUGACCUGCCCUCGCCAAGCCUACACGUGUGACCUCCAGUGACCUGACCUCUUGGAUUUUUGUUUCAUGACCUUAUAAAGAAUUAAACCAAGCGACUUAACAAACAAACAAACAAACGCCAAGGACACACAUAUACACCAAAAAACAAAACAAAAAACACACCAUAAAAUAAAACUUGAGAAUCUGACGACAAAAAAUGAGGUACAAAAACAAACAUUGCAGAGAAAAACAACAAAAAAGAUUAGAAUGAAUGAACCACACACACACGCACGCACACACACACACACACACACACACACACACACACACACACACACACACACACACACAGAGACAACAAACUAAAAAUAUUUUGCAUACAUAGAGAAUUAACAGAAUCCUCCCCCCUCUCUCUCUUGCUUUCUCUCUC
Eriocheir sinensis (Chinese mitten crab) is the source of this 3304-nucleotide messenger RNA. RefSeq lists its product as uncharacterized. The record is from RefSeq and is a predicted model, not a curated record. NCBI's taxonomy places the organism in Eukaryota, Metazoa, Arthropoda, Malacostraca, Decapoda, Varunidae. Bases 1126 to 2937 code for a protein of 603 amino acids. The transcript has 3 exons.